AUGGCUCGUAAACGGUUCUUUCUUUUGGAUGAAACAUGCCAGAAGGAAGAAGUGGUGAGCAUGAUGUGUCGCGUUGUCGUUGACUAUCGUCUCCCGCUCAAAGAGUACGCACCAGUGGAACCUAUAGGUGGGACUGAAAGGCGACACAACCCGCAAGAUAUCAUUCCAGACAUCCUCCCAAAGCCCAGUCUAUCGAACUCGCGGAGGGACUUCAUCAAACAACUGACGGCCGACUCGGCGAAGCUUGUGGUGACAGAUUAUUUCGGGCUAAACGGCAAGAGAUCAAAGGAGGAAACGGUCGAACUGGAAAGCCGUGCCGUGUAUCGCUACUCCUUGAAGCAGCCGGGGCAGUACUUCCAGCAUCUUCUUAAGGAUGAGUUGUACGAAAGAGAUGUGCGAAGUCUUCUGAAGAAACAUGGGAAGGGAUACCUAGUAGUUGGAUUCCUGACUACUGAAGGAGCCACUUGGAAACUCACGGCAGGAAAAGGUAAAUCGAUGGGCGUCAACUUCAAAGUCCCUGUGUCUUCAGCCACGGGUGGGCCGCCACAAUUGGAUCCCACGAUAGAGCUGUCGCACGACCAAGAGAAUGCAGGUGAACAUUCGUAUGCGGCGGAGGAGACGGAAGUCUUUGCAGUUGCGUACGACGUGGUCAGCCUGAAACAUCACUUCGACACGAUGGCUCAGCACUAUGUGAGGAAAGACAUCGAGCACGGGCCUCCCAAGCGGAUACGCGCAAAGCACAAUGCAUUUGGUGACGAUGAUGGCGGCAGCGAGGAUGAAGUCGAGGAAGAGGAGGAAAUAAUGGCUGAAGGAGGAAUCGUCUCGGCCGGGCAGGACUUUGCAGUGAAUGAACAAGAUAUCUUCAGCAAUACCGCCGGAGACAACAUGCUGUUUAUGGACAUCUAG
Cyphellophora europaea CBS 101466 is the source of this 906-nucleotide messenger RNA. RefSeq lists its product as uncharacterized. Bases 1 to 906 code for a protein of 301 amino acids. Lineage: Eukaryota; Fungi; Ascomycota; Eurotiomycetes; Chaetothyriales; Cyphellophoraceae. The transcript has a single exon. The record is from RefSeq and is a predicted model, not a curated record.